Molecule: messenger RNA, 3498 nt
Organism: Polyodon spathula (Mississippi paddlefish)
Lineage: Eukaryota; Metazoa; Chordata; Actinopteri; Acipenseriformes; Polyodontidae
Product: heat shock factor protein 1-like
Exons: 14
Coding region: 307-1914 (535 amino acids)
Biological process (GO): regulation of DNA-templated transcription
Molecular function (GO): DNA-binding transcription factor activity; sequence-specific DNA binding
Source: RefSeq, a predicted model, not a curated record
UAAGACGUUCGCAGUGAUGUCACAAGAUGGCGACCACCAUGAUCCUGUGUAAUGUUGCGUCUCUGCGCAGUUUGUAAACAUGUCGGAUUUAAUUUAAUCCGUGUACGGGAUGGACGCCAGUAAGAAACAGCGUUAGUGAAAGACACAAAUAAAAAGGGAAGCGCAGUUUUGACAGGGACAGCUGCGUAACCUAAUAUAUGUUUAUUUGUUAUUGUUGCUAUCUCCUGAGUUCUGAUUUGACUUGGAAAUUAUUAUUAUUAUUAUUAUUAUUAUUAUUAUUAUUAUUAUUAUUAUUGUCUGAAUGAAAUGGACAUGGAUUUGCAGAGCGGAGGUGCGGGGCCUGUGUCCGGAGGGAUUCUGGGCAGUGGUAGCAAUGUCCCUGCCUUCCUAACCAAGCUCUGGACUUUGGUGGAAGAUCCAGACACCGAUCCACUGAUCUGCUGGAGUCCGAGUGGUAACAGCUUCCAUGUGUUCGAUCAGGGCCGCUUUGCAAAGGAGGUGCUUCCCAAAUACUUCAAGCAUAACAACAUGGCUAGCUUCGUGCGGCAACUCAAUAUGUAUGGGUUUCGAAAGGUUGUCCACAUUGAGCAGGGUGGCUUAGUGAAGCCAGAAAAAGAUGAUACGGAAUUCCAGCAUGCGUAUUUCAUCCGAGGCCAGGAGCUCCUUCUGGAGAAUAUUAAGAGGAAGGUGACCAAUGUUUCCAAUAUAAAACAUGAAGAUCUGAAGAUUCGCCAGGAUGAUGUGAGUAAGUUAUUGACUGAUGUCCACAUCAUGAGAGGGAAGCAGGAAGGCAUGGACUCCAAGCUGAUCUCCAUGAAGCAUGAGAACAAGGCUUUGUGGAGAGAGGUGGCCAGCCUGAGACAGAAGCACGCUCAGCAGCAGAAAGUCGUCAAUAAGCUUAUUCAGUUCCUUAUCUCACUUGUGCAGUCUAACAGGGUUUUGGGGAUGAAAAGGAAAAUUCCUUUGAUGUUGAACGACAGCAGCUCAGCACAUUCCAUGCCCAAGUACAGUCGGCAGUAUUCACUGGAACCCCUGCAGGGCUCACCUGCGUUCUCACCUACAUCCCAGUCCUACACAGGAGCAAACCUGUUCUCAGAUUCGUCAGUUAACUGUGGUCCUAUAAUCUCUGAUGUCACAGAUCUUCCACAGCUCAGUCCCUCUGCUUCCCCGAAUGACCAGACAGAGGAUGACAGCACCAGUCCCGCAGUCCUCAUAAAGGAGGAGCCCCUGAGCCCUGACGUGGAGCUCAUCGCUGUGGACGAGACUCCUGUCUCUCCUACCACCUUUAUCGACUCUCUCCUCGAGGACAGCGAGGCCAGUGGUGCCAGUGCUGGCUCCAGCUCAGCUCCAGCCCGGGAUGGGGAGAGGUGUCUAAGCCUGGCCUGUGUGGACAAUUUGCGUCGAUCUCCGCAGAUGUCCGAGGUCACUUGUGUUUUCCCCAGUCCCUCUUCCUCUCUUCAUCUGGGACCAGAACAAGGGAAUGACCUUUCUGAACAUUUAGAAACCAUUGAUUCCAAUUUGGAAAACCUGCAGACAAUCUUGACGGGACAGUCCAUCAGCUUUGAUUCCUCUCCUCUUUUUGAUCUGUUUGCCUCAUCCCUCUCAUCUACUGAUUUUAACCUGCCAGAUCUGGACACCAGCCUUGCAGGUAUCCAGGAAUUGCUGACACAGGAUCAGAAGUUCAUAGAUACAGCUGCAAACUCCUCUGACACUGGGAAACAGCUGGUUCAGUAUACAGCCCAGCCAGUGUUCCUGCUUGACCCCAGCAGUGCCGAUGAGGGAAGCGCAGACCUGCCUAACUUGUUUGAAUUGGAUGAUGACAACUCUUACUUUGGAGCUGGAGACGACUCUGAGGAUCCCACCAUCUCUCUGCUUUCAAACACCACCUACCAGUCAAAAACCAAGGACCCUUAGCCUGAAAGUUUGCCACUUCUGCAACUGUGCUUUAUUUUUCAGUGUAAAAUGACAAGUCUAUUACAUUUGUGGGUUUAUAUUUGAGAUUUUCUCAUGUGAUCUUUCUCUGGAUCGCCUUGAACUCAAGGAUAUCUCCCAGAGAUGUUCCAGCAGUUUGAAAAUAACAAGGAUUCCAGACUCAAUGCUAGUUCUGCUGGUUAAUCUGAUGUAGCAUUGAGAACUAUGUACAUUGCUGCUGAAACGUUUGAUUAUUCAGGAGUGUUUCAGACUGGAAUAGUUUCUUCUGAUAGAGCACCAAUGUUUUGUAGUUGAUAAUGAACUAAUAUUAACCUACAGAAAGAUACUUUGGUCAUGGAAAAACUAAACAUUUUGACAGUAGAAACGAAACCUGUUAAAUCCUACGUCUAAGUGACAGAUGGCAGGGUGUAUCUGUAAGAUUGUACAGAAUUGACUGCUGUGUGCAUUUCCAUCUUUGUUUUCUCUUUGGUGGGUCGGAGGGCAAUGGAAGUAGACAAGACUUGGCGUCGUCUCUUGUGACUGGCUGAGAGGAAAAGUAAACCCAUACUCACUGUGUGCCAGUCCAAUUCAGUCAUGCUUUACCUGGAGCUAGUCUUUGGUAAAAGACUGAGUCAUUUUUAAAUGCUGCUUUUACUGAAAGCUGCACACCAUCCCUGGAUCACACCAGCCUACAUGUGUAAUAUAAGGUUUUCUGCAAACCUUCAGUAAAUCUCUGGUUAUGUAAGUGAAACCUGUUUUUGAGCACCGGCAAGACUUUUUUUUUUUUUUUUUUUUUUUAUUUUUUUUUUUUUUUUUUUUUUUAUUAUCCUUCUUUUUUUUUUUUUUAAACUGCCAGGUUGUUUUGCCACUCAAAAGCAUGCCUGUGUAUUGCACUACAGCCACAAGCAUUUAACACUGUUACCGGAGAGGAAGGCACUUCCUGCUUAAACAUCAUGUAAACUUAGGGUUUGCUUAGAUAGCUUAACAACCACAUUUAAAGAGAAAUGAAAUUGCAAACCAUACUGCGUAAGAAACCUGCAGUAGGAGAGCACAGACAGCCAGGUUUCCCUUCGUUAGGUUGGUUCUGUCCACAGUCAGCCAUUGUCAAACACACACAUUUAAAGAGUGACAGUGCUUUUUAAAUGUUAAAUACUUUACAAAGAUAGUUGUAGGGGUAAGGUAACUGCUAUUUCAACAAGCAUAAAGCAAGUUUAUAUAUUUCUCUAAUAUAUAAUCUCUGCAUGCAUGUGUACAGCAGGCAGCUUUGAUACUGUUGCUUUCUUUAAUACAGGAGGGAAAUCCUAAAGUAAAAAUAACAUUUUAAUAAGGGGGAAAAAAACGGACUGCAUUUGUGAGUGUCUUAUGCUAUUGUGAUGUUAUUUGUAUAUUGACACUUUAAAUUGUUAAUAGUGAAAAUGUAUUUUAGAUUUUUACAUAAGAUGUUCACACAAUAUACUUGGCUUUCUGUGGUUGAAAGUUUUAUUUUUGUAAUAUGUGUUUGAACUUAGUUAUGGUUCUGUGUUCAGAACUUGAGAAAGAAGAGUAAAAGGAAACCUUGCUUGUUUGAAAUAAAUAACCUCAAAGAAA